AUGUUUCCGUUCAUCGACUCGCGGUACGAUCUGGAGGUAGAGUAUGCAGACAGCGGUUUCUGUGAGGAGUACCCUUCAGAUUGGGAGUGUUACUUUGACUGGAUUCCUCCUCUAAACAGGAAGCGACGUCCUGCCGGAGAUGGCACCUUCUGCAGUUCACCUGACUCUUCCCCUUUAAGAGAACGCAAAGAUCCUCUCUCCACACGGUCAGAUCUUCAGUUGCCACGACUUUCAACGUCAACUCCGGUACAUUCAGCGCCAGUUUCAUCAACUUCUCGGUCUGUGUCUUCUCUACCUCCUGCACCUGGAACAGAACCUCUUGGUGCCUACCUUCUACGGCGGUUCCUAGAAGGUCAGGACAGUAAUGCUAUUGCUGCUAACCGUGCUCGUUCAUCGUAG
Molecule: messenger RNA, 399 nt
Organism: Hydatigera taeniaeformis
Lineage: Eukaryota; Metazoa; Platyhelminthes; Cestoda; Cyclophyllidea; Taeniidae
Source: the annotation of a GenBank genome assembly